CAUUUGACAGGUUCGAGCGCGCGUUGAGCAAUUAUUCCCGACCAGCGCCCGACAAGGAUAAUUAGAUUACUCCCAUGCACCGCCAUCGGUGUAGCGCGGAAAAACGCAAAAACAAUCAUCUUCUAGCCGCCGCCGUAUCUCGGGAAGUCAAUGCAAGAUUUUCAUCCAUCGCUACAAUAAAAAAAGAGAGAAGUAAGAGAAAAAUAUUAGCAUAAUGUUUGCUAGUGAACGUGACUUGCAUCGCACCACCACGCCAACAGAAAAAGGAACUUACCUCCAAAAGCGAGUAUAAAAGCUGCACUACCGCACCAUUCGGGACUGCAGAGAGCGACUGCUUGCCGGUGCGCUGUGAACAAACCCAAGUGAGCAGUGAGUGUGUUACCGCGUUACCAUGGCACGGGUAACGCUUGCGCUGGCCGUUUCCCUGGCAGCUUACGCGGCCUACUACUACGUGCACUUUGCCGAAGCGCAACCGAUCGGAUCGUUGGUACUGGCGGCACCACACUCCCAGCAGCAGCAGCCCGGUUCGUCCACCUCCGACGAGGCCACUAUAAAUCAUCUUCAGCAGCAGCACCAACGGCUCAAGGAUACGAACGUUUACCGAGCGAGAUCGAAAAUGCGGCCGCACGAUCGAAAGUACCCUGGCGUAAUUGGUGCCUAUCAAGCGUACCGCCGGACUGUGCAAGGACCUCAGCUGAUGCAGCGUAACCCAGCCACAGUGGACCGGUUUGGCGACGAUCCGGCUGUGGACGAGCAGGACCAGAUGCGGUUUAGCUUGGAGGGUUUUCUAACCGGCGCCAGGACGCCAACACUGCUGAACGAUGACGAGGAGGAGGAGGACGACGAGGAUCAUGAGCAGGGGGGUGAUGGCUUGAUGAAACGGUUCGACGAUUAUGGUCACAUGCGGUUCGGCAAGCGGGGCGGCGAGGGCGACCAGUUCGAUGACUAUGGGCACAUGCGGUUUGGCCGAUAAGCAGGCGGGAUAAAGGGACAUUCGAAGGGGCUUUGGAAGUAGGUGGUGGUGUGUGUAUUUUUGUGGGGAAAACACUUGUGUGUACGGUUACUAGCGUAAAAAAACGAAACAAAAAAUGCAAUUUGGGGUGGUAAAUAAAGCAAAACUGCUCUGUCUGUGUGUGUGAAGUAUACUCUGA
Molecule: messenger RNA, 1151 nt
Organism: Anopheles arabiensis
Lineage: Eukaryota; Metazoa; Arthropoda; Insecta; Diptera; Culicidae
Gene: Dsk
Exons: 1
Coding region: 392-973 (193 amino acids)
Source: RefSeq, a predicted model, not a curated record